UUUUUUUCCCCAUUCCUUGGUGUCAAAACGAUGUCCAAUAACAAACAUUAUCCGCAGCCAUAAGCUCCCACAGAGUGGCUGAGAAGAUGAACACCGCCACCACCAUGGCCACCGGCUCCGUCUUUCUCUCCGUCCCAACAGUACCAUCCCAAAAGCUCCAAAUUUUAUCUCCGAAACAAGUUUCUCUCACUAACAAUAAGUGGUCUACAUUGCCCUUUCUCUGUUCUACUUCAACUCCUCUUGUAGAAGAAGAAGAAAAAGAAAAUGGGUCUAGUGGUGAUGUUCUUCCAGCUUCGAUAAACCAAGAAUCUAGUUCAAUUUUACCUCCCGGAGCAUGUAAGGGUUGUGGGAGAGUGGAGAUUGAAAGUGGCUGUAAUGGUGAAGGACGGAUACAAGGAGGGAUCGCAACAGUUCCAGGUUUUGGUUGGUGGCCGAUAAAGGCUUACAGGCCUUGCCCUGCUUUUGUUGCUUGUGGUGGUAGGUACAAAAGGUUUGGACAAAGCAUGGAUGAAGUUGUCUCUGGGAAAGGAGGUAGAGUUAGUUCUGUCGGGACAGAUGCUGUGGUUCAAUCAAGGUACAGAUCAAAUUGCACGAAAAAGAACAGAUCAAAGAGCUAACUGCUGGAAGGUAAUUUCAAGAGAUCGGAGGUAGUUUGGCUGAGCACGAAGUUUAAGCUACUAACUUGGCAGUUUCUUUGGCUCUCUAUAGGCUUUUUGUGACAACAAAAAAACUUUGAAUUGUGUGUGUAUUUAUAUAAGUCCCAAAUGGUUAUUUGUGUCAGCAAUUGUAAUGAAGAUGAACUCUAUUGCAACUAGUUCAAACUCCACUCAUGGAACUAUACUAGAUAUUUUGUUGUUAGUUUUGCACUUUGCAACAUGGAGUACACUUGGAUCCAUCUAUUAAUUUUUUGGAGAAAAACUUACUUACACCGAA
This is a messenger RNA of Solanum dulcamara, 933 nucleotides long. RefSeq lists its product as uncharacterized. The record is from RefSeq and is a predicted model, not a curated record. NCBI's taxonomy places the organism in Eukaryota, Viridiplantae, Streptophyta, Magnoliopsida, Solanales, Solanaceae. Bases 87 to 617 code for a protein of 176 amino acids. Gene Ontology annotation, cellular component: chloroplast. The transcript has 3 exons.